UUUAGACCAGCGUAAUUUCUACAUGUCUAUAGUUCACAUGAUUUACUUUGAAGACAUCCAUCUCUCAUGUGGACUUCAUCUUUGGACCAAAAAAGUUGUCUUCAGUUUGCUCAGUGUAUCCUAGAAGACCAGCCCCUGACCUUAGAUACCAGCAAAGGGGCCGUCAACAACAUGCGAGAAGAGAUUGCCAAAACUCUUCUCCGUGAAUCAGAAUCCCUCAAGAACCUGUGCCACCAUUGUGGGUCUGAGGAAACGGACGACAUGCUAUGGAUUAUAUGAAGAAUAUCAUAUAUGAGGCCUGUGUUCAGUUCUCCACUGACGAAGAGUAAUGACACACAGCACUUCUGGAUAUGCUGCAGUCCUGUGAAUUGAGGUGAAGUUAAAGGAAGAUGACACCAAAGAUGAAUCAAUAGCUCCAAACUAUCAAAUAUUGUAAUGGAUUGGGCUUUUGACCAAAUACAAAGCUAGAGCCUACAAAUGGGUACAGGAGCCAUGCUAAAGGUGUGAAGAUUGGUGAAAACCUGCACCACCAGAAGCAAGAUGAGCGUCUGUGAGCCCUGUGUGAGAGUCACUGAUGUAGGAACGAGAGAGAUAAGUAUGAGACUCCCUCUUGAAAGUGCAGGAGACCACAAUGGAAAUGCUUUUUCAGCGUGCUCCACUCCUUCUUCGUCAUCCUCGUCCUGUGUGGGAGAGUCUCCAGAGUCGGUGCACGCUCGGAGCAGCAUCAGCGGCGGGCGUACUGUCAGCCCACACGAUGAAAUACUCCAAGUCACCCUGACCACAACGUUAAUGACCCAAACCCAAGGCAUUGUUGAAGAUGUCCUUUUCAACCGUGUGCAGGAGGACAAAAGUAAAUUAGCCCAAAACAACGAUGCUAUGGCAAAUGAGCAGUCAGAUUCCAAUGACAACUCGAUAUCCAUCUACCUUGAUGCCAGCACUGGAGAACACCAAGAAACCUGGAAUGACAAUGCCAGCUUCGCCCUGUCCUUGACCUCCGACACUGUUGACCACGGUGAUCUUUGUAACAGCAGACUUGGAUCAUCCACUCCGGGUUCCGAGACCACAGCAAUUCUCGCAGAUGUAGACGACGACGAUGGUGAUGAUGAAGCUCUGUUUGUGUCAUUCAGCUCCGAACCUGGUGUACGGGGACCCAGCACAACGCUUACAAAGCCCCAGAGCGAGGGCGCUGGAGCUAUGAGUGUAGCUUCUGAGCCAAGGUCAGAGAUGCUGGUAGAAGACAGACAGGAUGUCUGUCCCCUGGUUCCACUUCACAUAAAACCUGAGGACAGUCGUGAUGCCGCCUCUCAAUCAUGUCUCAUGCCCUCUGCUAUCUCUGCUCUCCAAGACGAUAAGGACACUGGCGCUCUUUCACAUUGUGCUGGAAGGCUUGUGAUGGUCCCUCAACUGCGCAGCCAUCAAAGCAGUCUAAACCUCAAAGCAGACGUUUCAGAUUCACCCAAGGCGACUGCUUCCAAAGUUUCAAAUCAUGAGAAGAAGAGAUUUCCUAAACUAGGCUUUAAAAACCCUAAACUUGGGCCCCAGUCUACAAAUUCCUCACCAAAAGUACUUGGACAGAAUAAAGCGUAUUCAACAAUUGGGAGAAAUACUGUUCCCAGGAAGAAUGAAGUGGAGCCCUGUCAUGGGGAUAAAAGGCCAAGACCAUCCGCUGGUACCGUCAGAGUGGCUCUGGGGUUUAAACCCAUGCGAGGACAGAGCAGUAACUUCGAAAGCGGCCCCAGGACAGCAACCAGUGCCUCUACAAAGUGGAAAAGGCAGCGUGCAAGCUUCAGUAGAAUAGCUUCAGACUGCCCCAGCGCCGUGGACUCUGAGGUGACUGCGGAAAAACUCACAAAGGUGGUCCAAGAAAUGUCACCUUCACCAAGUGAGGUACCUGGUGAAGAAUGUGUAGAGGGGACUGCUGAAGGCCCACCGACUCUGGCCAAUGUGGAAAAACCAGGAAAUCAUGGUUUGAAGGUCUCCAAACUGGGGCCCAUUGCAAGGCAGCAGGGAAAAAGCAGCAGACUCGAUAAGGCACCACCUCCGGCAACUCGACCUCCAGCACCGGGGAGCCCCAAGCCCCGGCGAACUCACACUGAUGGAGCCAUGUUAAGAGACGUUGGCCAGGGUGCAGGGGAUGGAUCUCCAAUGAGAGUCAAACACUUGCAGACCCUGGGUGUAUCAAAAUCCCGCACCCCGACUUCAUCAACCACACCGGGACCUUCACAUUCCAGCUCCAGAUCCACAGCGGCCCUGCAACCAGCAUGUGGGCGACCCCUCUUAAAUGCGCCAUCAAAACUUCCUGUGAAAGGAUUACAUUCCAGCCUUGGUUCUUCACGGCUGGGAUGCAAAGAGAACUACGCCUCAUGCAAAGCUUCUCAAACAUCCACAUGUACCCUGGUUUCACCAGACACCAGAUCAGAUGAGAGGCUCAGCAAAUGCAAUCCUCAGACUGGGACAAAACCCAUUGGCCCCAGUAGUUCCUGUAACACUGUUAUCAACUUGAACAACAUUUGUAUUACUGCUGUCCCAAAGGCUCCUGCAAUGAGAAAUCGAGCACAGUCACUGCAGUCCAGAACAAAAGCUUCAGGUCUGAAGACCCCCUCGGGUAACAAUUCCAACACGACAAAGACACUAGCAUUUCCUCAAACGGCAAAGAUUUCUUCAAGCGUCAGUCAGGAGCUGACAAGGCAGACGUCCCAUCCAUUGCAAAGAAGUGGCUCUGCAAGACUCGCUCGACUUAACAGCACAGUUGACAAAAACAAACCCCGGGAUGCACCAACAAGAUCCACACCUGCAGCAGGGACCAACCAGAGCCAGCAGGAUUCACCACGAGAUCUGGUACCAGUUACCCCAGUGCCCGUCCCAGCGUCCACCAGCACAGAGUUAGGCUCCGCAGCACCCCCUCUUCUUGGGUGUAAAGCAAGACCCAGGUCACGGUCUAGCCCCAAACACGGAGCCCGUCCGCAGGGCGCAUCCAAGCCCAGUGCGGCGGGAGCUAAUAGUGCAGACAUUGUGUUCACGGCUAAAGAGAAUCACCACACGGAACUUGUGGAGAAGAAGAACCAGUCCAUAAGCCAGCUUCGGAAGCUUCUUCUCCAAGGCAACAAGAGAGUGGAGGCUCUCGCUACAGUCGUCCAACACCUCUUUAUUCAGCGUGAGGAGACUUUAAAGCAGAAGAAGGAUUUGUCAACAGAAGUGGCAAACCUCAGAGACGAGCUCGUGGCAUCGUCUCAGUGCUGUGAGCGUUUGCACACGGAGAAGCAGGAGGUGCGCGUCCAUUUGGAGGAGGCCUUGAAAAGGCUUGAGGAGCAGCACAAGGAGGAGCUGGUGCAACUGGAGGACAGAUUGAGGAAUUUUUACCAAACGGAGUGGGACAAGGUCCAUAAAACGUACCAAGCAGAGGCUGACAAAUGUCGCAUGUUGAUGGAGCAACAGGUGGAGGAGCUGCGGGGCAAACAGGAAGCUGAGAGGAAAAACCAGGAAGCGAGUCAUAGCCACAUGAUGGAGUCUCUCAAACAACAGCAUGAGACGUCUCUGCAAGAGUUAAAGAAAAUAGAGAAAACCAAUCUGGAGAACCUGGAAAAAACGCUAAAGGAGACAGAAACCACUCUUUCAGACCAAAUAUCAAUGCUGUUAGCAGAGAAGGAGGCCCUGAAUGAGAAGCUGUUAGCAGAGGAGGAGAGGAGGCGGCGGAUACUCACAGACAACAAUCUGAGGGACUCCCGCACGGUGUACCUGGAGCAGGAGCUGGAAAGUCUGAAGGUUGUGUUGGAGAUGAAGAAUAAUCAGCUGCACCAGAAGGAGAAGAAGUUAAUGGAGAUGGACAAACUGGCGGAAACAAACGUCAAACUUGAGGAGUGUCUGAAUAAAGUUCAACAGGAGAACGAGGACUACAAAGCCAGGAUGGACAAACAUGCUGCUCUCUCAAAGCAGCUCUCCAGCGAGCAGGCCAAACUCCAGCAGACGCUGCAGAAAGAGUCCAAGGUCAACAAGCGUCUGUCGAUGGAGAACGAGGAGCUGCUGUGGAAGCUGCACAACGGUGACCUGCUGGGCAGCCCUCGUCGCCUCUCCCCCACGUCCCCCUUCAGCUCGCCACAGAACUCUGCCUCCUUCCCCGCAGCUGCGCCCUUAUCUCCCAGAUAACGGCCUCCGUAUCCUCCACUCGUAUUGAUCUCCGAAAAAAGCAAACAUUUGCUUUGAAAGCAGAGAGAUGGUGGAUGUUCUGUGAGCGUGGGACUUGUUUUUGUGCUUCUGACGAUCAACAAACUCCUUUUUCCUCAAGAAAACAACAGGCACACCUCAGGGUCUGUAUAUAAAACACCUAUCCUUAUAUUUGUUACUUUUUGACAAGAAAAGGUGACGGCGUCUGCACUUGGUUGAGAUUCUGCCAACUGCCAGGGAAGUGUACAUGGAAUGUUUUGCCUUUAUGCUUCUUGCUUGAAAGCUGUUCCUUUCCUCCCAAAGAGCGAAGCUCAAUCACUUGGCUGAAGUGAAAGAACUUCAUGUUCAACUUCCUUGAACCUUCUGUGUUUGCCCCUUCCAACCUUACUCUUACUAUGUGGAAUGUAAUCCUCCUUGGAUGUUAAAUCUGGACAGACCAGAUCCAAGCCCAUCAUGUCGUACAUCGUAUGUACGGCACUAACUGACCUUGUAAAGUCAAUGCAAUGCUCGGAAACCUCAAAUGUACCCAGGAUGCCUCAGCAGGUUCUCUUUCUUUUGAAAUACAGUAUAUUAUGACACCA
Doryrhamphus excisus (bluestripe pipefish) is the source of this 4742-nucleotide messenger RNA. Lineage: Eukaryota; Metazoa; Chordata; Actinopteri; Syngnathiformes; Syngnathidae. The record is from RefSeq and is a predicted model, not a curated record.